AGCAUAGAGUUGCCAGCCUGCUAUCAGCAAUAACUACGCAGUAACGGCAUGAUAUUUAUUAAAAUAUUUAGAAACUAAUAAAUCAACACUACAAUGUAGAUGAAAAAUAAUCGUGAUAAGAUUUCAAAUUUAUUUUUCUGCAAAUGAAAAAUAAUGCAUAUUUGACAAAUUGUAAAUCGGAUAGAGCGACAACUCUAGCCCAAAACCUUCAGCUGUGUCUUUGUAUACAUAUUAAUAACACUGAAAAAACUCAGCAUUUUGUAAUUUGCCUAAAGCGAAAAGUAAAAAACGAAAAGAACCAAAACGAAACUGACUUGACGAGAAAAUGGAUGGGGAAGAGGCAGCAGAUAUCGAUGAAACAAACUCGUCAAAUCCACAUGCAGCAGCUGUAGUUGCAACUGAAAUGCAGGCAGUGGCAGAGGCCGAAAGGCCCGAGGAGCAACAGCAACAGCAGAUGCCACAAACUAGCAGCGGCGAAGCAGAUGGCGAUGUAGAUGGCGAUGGAGUCAGUGCAAUAGCAGCCCUUGCGACGAGAGUGCGUUUGGAGAAUAUGCUUGAAGUGGUGGACAAUAUGUUUGACGAGGUCAGCGAGCUGAUGGUCGAUGUCACUGAACUGAUGCAACGUGCCAGCGAGCUAACGGGCACGACAACUCCCACGCCCACCGCACCGGAAAAUCAGGCGGAAAAUGCGCCAGAAAUUGAGCCAGCUCAACCAGCAACACCACCAGAAAUUGCCGAGCUGCUUGAGGAAGCGAUCGCUGCGAAUCCGUUGGGACAUAACGUGCUCAAUCCGGGUGACGAUGCGAGGAGCAUCAGUUCCAGGCACAGUGGUAGUGAUAUGUCGCUGGACAGUCCAGGCAGUGAAGAUGAUUCGGAUGCGGAGGCCGUGCCACGUUGGAUAAUACCAGAGAAUCGUGUCCGUUCGGCAGUCGAUAUGCUCGUAUCCCAGGCACGCAAUCAGGAUGGUGGCAUUGCCACACUGUUGCGUCGUGAGAACUUCUUGCAGCGGGUGCGUAGCAUGGUCUUUAGCCAGGAUCGAGUGCGUGGCCGCGAAAGCGAUGAGGCCAACCUGGAUGCGGGCAAUGUUGUCGAUGAGGAACUAUCGCCAGAAUUGUCACCAGCACCGCUGGAUAUUGAUAUGGAGGAGGGUGUACGUUUCGAUACGAAUCUCCCCGCGGAGCAUUCAUAUUUCGGGCCAAAUCUAAAUCGUGUGCCCGGCGUAGAUUAUCUUGAAGUUGGAAGUACACAUCGCAUGCUAAUAUUCAUGCAUCAGCACAUCCUGUUUCCCGGUGAGGUGUUGCCUUUCAUGAUCGAUGGCAGCAUCAUCGAUGAGGAGAUUCACGACACUGGACGCGAUGGCGUCAUUUUUGGCGUUGGUUUCCCAUUGAUGCAGCCACCGGAUGAUAAUCCCCAUAAGCUUUACGGCGUUACCUGCCAAAUCUAUGAGAAGGGCGAAAGUGGACGUCAGAUGGUAUUUUAUAAAUCCCGCGCCCUCCAACGUAUCGUCAUCAAUUGCGAUGACAUUCAAGGUCCGCCACAGUACAUAGCGCGCAAUCCGACCAUGAAGUGUUACAGCAAGGUGAAAGUCUUGCCGGAAUACUUUUUGCCCGAACCGCUCAAAUGCAUCGAUAUGGGCUCAUUGAAUCGUUUUCGUGAUUUACCCUCGAUGCAGGAUAAGUUUCGAAGGUAUCAACUGACCAGCACACCCUGGCCGUUAGAGGCGUGCGAGGAAUACUCCUUUGAGCAUAUUGUGGAGAUGGCUCGCAAGAAGCUCGAAGUGCACAAAAUCGACACAAUGCCAAAGUGUCCGAUUCAAUUAUCAUAUUGGCUCGUGCGCAAUUUGCAUCUCACUGAGAAAAUGAUGCGUCUAACGUUUCUCACGGACUCGGUUAAUACCAGACUCCAGAUCAUUGGCUCCACAUUAAAGCAGGAGUCGCUCUUCUAUUGUCGAUAUUGCAACAGCAGUUUGGCCUAUUGCUCCGAUCUAUUUGCCAUGUCGAAGCAUGGAGUGCAAACCCAAUAUUGCAAUUCAGCCGGCUAUAUACACGAGACAAAUACGGUUUAUCGAAUAAUAGCACAUGCCGUUGGCUAUAGCGGUGAGCCAUCCACCGAGUUCAGUUGGUUUCCCGGCUAUCAGUGGCACAUCAUUAUAUGCAAGUUUUGUGCCCAACAUGUUGGCUGGGAAUUCAAAGCGGUCGAUCCAAAUUUGGCGCCGAAAGUAUUCUUUGGUCUGGCUGGGUCUAGUGUACGCAUUGGUAAAACUAGCGAACGGACUCCCACGCAAGGCAAUCCGUUUGUGGUACGCAAUCUGUUGCAUCUUGUUUUCCGGGAAAUUGAAUGAGCUUGGCGAGUGGUGAAACGUGUUUGCAACUUCUGCUUCUGCUGUUGUCGGCGAACCGGGGCAGCAGCCUAAUUCUCCAGCUUCAACUGUAAAGCAUUUUAAAUUCGUUUCGCUCUCGGCCCGUCUAGCAUAUUUGCAAAAAAGGAAAGAAAAAAAACAAAACACUUUACAUUUAAAAUGCAACUCUCUGUUGUCGUCAGAAGAACAUGAAGAUUGAUUUACCAAGUUAUAUUAAAACUAAUAGAUGCUUAAGAUAACUCUAUGUGAAUUAAUUUCUUUCUAACCAACGUUAUGCUAUUAUAAAUAAAUACAUAUUAAAAUAUGGGGAGAAAAACCAAAACAUUUAGAAUAUAAAAUAUGAAACUACAAAAAAUUUGAAUUUGAAAAUCUUUUUACAAUAAAUUCAAUUUCAGUCAAAAUUUUUCUUUACAAAUCAAAUGAUAAAA
Molecule: messenger RNA, 2787 nt
Organism: Drosophila grimshawi
Lineage: Eukaryota; Metazoa; Arthropoda; Insecta; Diptera; Drosophilidae
Gene: ohgt
Product: protein cereblon
Exons: 5
Coding region: 326-2341 (671 amino acids)
Source: RefSeq, a predicted model, not a curated record